AUGCAGCAGGGCUUUGGAAGCUCAGAGGAGUGGGCCAAGCAGCCCGUGGGGUGGCUAGUCCUCUCUCGUCCCCUCGGGCUCGCCUUAACGGCGAGCGCUCGCUCUCGCCGCAGGCCGCCGUUGGGCAGAUGGCUCCUCAGGGCCGCUGGUGAGCGGGGACGAGGCCAGCCACCCGUCGGUGGGGUCCGUGUGCGUGCAGGCAGCCCCGCUCCACAGGCCGCAGACUUUCUGUCCGCUUGGGGUCGUCGGGGGCUUUCCAGUUGCAGCCCCGUGGGGUAUGUUCAUCACUUGUUUUCUCGCAGGUGUUCCAGAAAAAGGGCCUUUCAGAUUACCAAGUCCUUUCUGCCCAUCCUGGAGUGGCUGCCCAACUACCGGGUGAAGGAGUGGCUGAUCAGCGAUGUCAUCUCGGGGGUCAGCACCGGCCUCGUCGCCACCUUGCAAGGUUUGGCAUAUGCUUUGCUGGUUGCAGUUCCUGUUGGAUAUGGUCUCUAUUCUGCCUUUUUUCCCAUCCUGACAUACUUUUUCCUGGGAACAUCAAGGCACAUCUCAGUUGGUCCAUUCCCUGUAGUCAGUUUGAUGGUGGGAUCUGUUGUAUUGAGCAUGGCCCCUGAUGAUAAUUUUCUCAUAGACGGCAGUAAUGCAACAGGGACUAAUGGUACUGGAACACUGAUAGACAUUGAAUCCAGAGAUGCACAGAGAGUGCUGAUUGCUAGUACCCUCACAUUUCUGGUUGGAAUUUUACAGGUAAUAUUUGGAGUCCUUCAGAUUGGUUUCAUUGUGAGGUACCUUGCAGAUCCACUGGUUGGGGGAUUCACAACUGCAGCUGCUUUUCAAGUGCUUGUGUCACAAUUGAAAAUAGUCCUAAAUGUUUCAACUAAAAACUAUAAUGGUGUCCUUUCCAUAAUAUACACUCUUAUUGAAACAUUUGAAAAAAUUGGUACCACCAACACUGCAGAUCUUAUUGCUGGACUCCUCACCAUUUUUGUCUGCAUGGUAGUUAAAGAAAUAAACGAUCGGUUCAAACACAGGAUACCAAUACCUAUACCAAUAGAAGUUAUUGUGACAAUAGUAGCCACUGGCAUUUCAUAUGCUGCCGACUUGGAAAAAAAAUACAAUGCAGGCAUUGUUAAAAGCAUUCCAAGAGGAUUUUUGCCUCCCGAACCUCCAGAUGUCAGCCUGUUUUCCCAGAUGAUAGCAGCCUCCUUUUCCAUUGCUAUUGUUGCUUAUGCUAUUGCUGUAUCUGUGGGAAAAGUAUAUGCAACCAAGUAUGACUAUGCUAUUGAUGGAAACCAGGAGUUUAUUGCCUUCGGGCUCAGCAACAUUUUUUCAGGUGCCUUUUCUUGUUUUGUUGCAACUACUGCUCUUUCACGCACCGCAGUCCAAGAAAGUACUGGUGGAAAGACUCAGGUUGCUGGUAUAAUCUCAGCUGGGAUUGUUUUGAUUUCCAUCGUUGCCCUGGGGAAAUUGCUAGAGCCCUUACAAAAGUCUGUGUUGGCAGCUGUAGUCAUAGCUAACUUGAAAGGGAUGUUCAUGCAAGUGUUUGAUGUUCCCCGUCUGUGGAGACAGAAUAAAGUGGAUGCUAUGAUCUGGGUUUUUACAUGUGUAGCAUCCAUCAUUCUGGGACUUGAUUUGGGAUUACUUGCUGGCCUUUUGUUUGGAUUGCUGACAGUUGUGCUGAGAGUUCAGUUUCCGUCAUGGGGUGGCUUUGGAAACAUCCCUGGCACAGACAUCUACAAGAAGGUCAAGGACUACAAAAAUGUUAUAGAACCAGAAGGUGUGAAGAUUCUCAAGUUUUCAAGUCCAAUUUUUUAUGCUAACAUCGAUGGACUGAAAAGCAGCCUAAAAUCCACAGUGGGAUUUGAUGCAGUCAAGGUGUAUAAUAAGAGACUCAAAGCACUGAGGAAGAUACAAAAGCUAAUCAAGAAGGGGAAAUUAAAAGCUACUAAGAAUGGCAUCAUCAGUGAGCCUGGUAUUAAUAAUGAAGCUUUUGAGACUGAUGAGGAACCCGAAGACAACGAAGAUCUUCAAGUUCCCACCAAAGAAGUAGAGAUCCAGGUGGACUGGAAUUCAGAACUCCCAGUCAAAGUAAACAUCCCCAAGGUGCCCAUCCACAGUCUCAUUCUUGAUUUUGGAGCAGUAACCUUCUUGGAUAUUGUAGCUGUGAGAUCAAUAAAAACGAUAAUUAGAGAGUUUGAGAGAAUUGAUGUGAGAGUAUACUUUGCUUCAUAUCAAGACAACCUUAUAUCUCAACUGGAACGGACUGACUUCUUUGACGAUAUUGUCAGAAAAGACAUAUUCUUCUUGACUGUCCAUGAUGCUGUGCUCUACAUAAGGAAUCAAAUGACAUACAGUGACAACCAGGAUCCCAUAUUUGAGAAGAUUUCGCUCAUGCAGGAGUCUAAAGAACCUAUGGAAUUCACAGAAACAAGCCAGCCUGAUGAUGAACUUGAUGUUCAGGAAGAGGCCAUGCGCAGACUUGCUUCAUGA
Nipponia nippon (crested ibis) is the source of this 2487-nucleotide messenger RNA. NCBI's taxonomy places the organism in Eukaryota, Metazoa, Chordata, Aves, Pelecaniformes, Threskiornithidae. The record is from RefSeq and is a predicted model, not a curated record.